Pseudoliparis swirei is the source of this 3274-nucleotide messenger RNA. Its product is annotated as transcription factor Sox-10-like. Lineage: Eukaryota; Metazoa; Chordata; Actinopteri; Perciformes; Liparidae. The transcript is spliced from 4 exons. Gene Ontology annotation, biological process: negative regulation of transcription by RNA polymerase II; neural crest cell migration; peripheral nervous system development. The record is from RefSeq and is a predicted model, not a curated record. Gene Ontology annotation, molecular function: RNA polymerase II cis-regulatory region sequence-specific DNA binding; DNA-binding transcription factor activity, RNA polymerase II-specific. The coding region runs from base 303 to 1799 and encodes 498 amino acids. Gene Ontology annotation, cellular component: nucleus.
CCGGUGUUGCCACACAGAGCAGCCAUUCAUCGGCUCUACAGUCAGCCACACACACUCCCAUGUCGAACCACUGGACAUCUAAAUUGGUGUGACUGCUUUUGCUGAGACGGAUCUCGACAGUUGAAAGGAUUUGGACAUUUGAACGCAGCAGUAUGGCUUUACCUGAGGAGAGUCAGCAAUAACUGGGAUCCAGAACAUCUUAUUCAAUUCAAACGAAUCAACCACGCAUACUAGUUUGGACUCUCUCUGAAACUAAUUUCACAUUCGCGGAUUGUCUUGUCGUUAAUUGUAAGUAAUACAAAAUGUCCGGUGAGGAGCACAGCCUGUCCGAGGCGGAACUGAGUCCAGCAGGGUCAGACGAUGGUCACUCGAUGUCACCGACUCAACCCGGGGCGCCACCCAGCCAGGAUUCACCUCUGGCCGGGCCGCCGCCGCCGCAGCUGACCUCGCUCUGCGUCGCGGACGGCAGCGAGGAGGACGGAGGCGUCGUCGUCAAAUCGGAGCUCGACGAUCGCUUCCCGAUCGGCAUCAGGGAGGCGGUCAGUCAGGUGCUGGACGGAUACGACUGGACACUUGUUCCGAUGCCGGUGCGCGUCAACAACGGAAACAAAGCCAAGCCUCACGUCAAGAGGCCCAUGAACGCCUUCAUGGUGUGGGCGCAGGCGGCGAGGAGGAAACUUGCUGACCAGUACCCCCACCUGCACAACGCGGAGCUCAGCAAGACCCUGGGCAAACUGUGGAGGCUUCUGAAUGAGAGCGACAAGAGGCCAUUCAUCGAGGAGGCGGAGAGGCUGAGGAAACAGCACAAGAAGGACUACCCGGAGUACAAGUACCAGCCCCGGAGACGUAAAAACGGCAAACUGGCUACUGCUGGCGAGACCGACAGUCAGGGGGAAGGGGAGGCCAGCCACUCCCAGUCACACUACAAGACCCUGCACCUGGAGCACAAUGGCGGGGCUGGCUCUUCCCUGGGAGACCUGCACCACCACCACCAUCACCACAACCACCCUGCUGGUCAGGGUCACAGCCCACCCACGCCCCCAACCACCCCGAAGACAGAGCUCCAGUCUGGGAAGCUGUCGGAUGCAAAGAGGGAGGGGGCAGCAGGGGGGGCCGGAGGAUCAGCGGGGCCCAGGGGGGCCCUCGGGGUGGGAGGUGAGGGGGCUUCCGGUGGCUCGUCCUCGUCGGGCGCCAAACCCCACAUUGACUUCGGCAACAUGGACAUCGGCGAGAUCAGCCACGAGGUGAUGUCUAACAUCGAGCCGUUCGACGUGAACGAGUUUGACCAGUAUCUUCCGCCAAACGGCCACCCGCAGAGUGUUUCUGGGGCCCCCGCGGUCGGAUCCUCGGCCUCGUCAUAUGCCUACGCCCUGGCCGCCGCCAGCGGGCACUCGGCGUGGCUCUCCAAGCAGCAGCAGCCUCAGGCCUCCCCGUCUUCAUCCGACCCCUCCAAGGCGCAGAUCAAGAGCGAGUCCGCGGCCGGGGGCCACUAUGCCGAGGCCUCGUCCUCUCCCUCCUCAGGCGCCCACGUCACCUACACCCCGCUCAGCCUCCCUCAUUACGGCUCUGCGUUCCCCUCGCUGGCCUCCCGGGCACAGUUUGAGUACGGAGAGCACCAGGCCCCCGGGGCGUACUACGCCCACUCCGGCCAGGCCCCGGGGCUGUACUCAGCCUUCUCCUACAUGGGCCCUACACAGAGGCCUCUGUACACUACCAUUGGAGACCCCUCCAGCGUGGCCCCCUCCCACAGCCCCACGCACUGGGAGCAGCCUGUUUACACCACACUCACAAGACCUUGAGGGAGACCAGCUGAGCAGAGGGAAAUAUGGGAAGUGUGCGAGUGGAUCCGUGUGUCUGAGGGUGUGCAAAUAUGUGAGUGUGUGACUGUGUGUGCGUGUGAGCGCCCGUGCCAUAUUGAUGUUAUACAAGAGGUUUUUACUUUACUUUUUUUCCCGAGCCAAUAUAAUGCAAGACGCAUCCACGGGGCCUCAGACAUUUAAAAAGAAUAAAAUGAACAGCCUCAAACUCACACAACAUAAAGUGUGACUCCUGGGGUCAACUGCCAAUCAGAAAUCAAAUAUGCCUUAACAAACGUGUGCCAUCGUACAUUUUAUGAGUCUGGACGUUCAGCAAGUUUGUAUACAAGACAAGUGCGGAUGUCGCAUUGAUGAGUGACUCUGAAACGAUGGGUUUAGAUAUCGACAUAAUCAGAUUUUAUUAACCAAACUAAAGAUAAAAAGAUGGGGGGGAGGGGUUCUUGAUGUUAUUGUGUUAUUUUAUAUGAGUAGUAAGUUUAUUGUCAUUGUUGAUCUCCAAGUGUGUAACUUUAUUUUGACUGAUUUGAUAAUUACACUAAUACAUCUGCACCACUGCUUUGGGAAAAGCAUGUUUUUGUUUUCAACAAGAUGUUUCCUGGAGUUUUCUUUCUUCUUCUUGUGGCCAGAAAAGGAAAGAUGCAACCCUUUUCUUUGUACAUAGCACCCUCUGUGUUUCUAUCCUUUCAUCGCAUUGACUUCACUGAAUUGAACAAUUUAGCAUUUAAGGGGAAAAAUAGGAAAAACAGAGGGAAAGAGAUGUAUUGCAGCUUAACGCUCGGUCUUGGACACUUACCUCAACUCGGUUCAUUUUGUGCCAACAUCGAAGGAUAAAUACAACACUGAAUACCUGCUAAUAAUGCUGAAGGUGUUCAGAAUGUCAGAGCAGUCCACAUGUGCUUCAGUCCUCCUGUUUUUCUCGCUCGCUUUUUAAGUAUAACGGUUUGCUGAGUCGCGUUACAUUUCUUUCCAAUAACUGAGUUAAAAUCUAUAAGUGCAAAAUCUACACCAAAUCUUUGCAGAUAAUUGGCCAGCUUUGGGUUCUACUUAAGGAUUAGAAUCACAUGUACGACUGCGCUGCACUGCAUGUAGGCCAAAAGCAUAUUUUUGUCAUUCCUGUUUUUUUCUUCUUCUUCCUCAUAUUAUACCCAAACAGCCCUCUUCCUCUUCAGCAAUGUGAAUAAUGGUCAUUACCACGGGCUGCACCUCUAUUAAGCGACGCAUCCGUCAUCAUUUUAUAUUGACCCUUUUACCAUGUAGUUAUUAUUUUUUAUGUCAGUAAUAAUGCAUUGUGUGUCACUCCUUUGCUUCUUUCAUUUUGUAUAAUUCUGGAUAGUUUUGUAAAGUGUUUGCUAUACAUUCACUUGAGUAUCUUUGCUUCCAUACAAGAAAAGCAAUGUCGAAACGUUAUUGUUGUCAUCUAUUAAAUCAAUUUAUUUAUAAAAAACAUACAAAAAACA